AUGAGGAACUGGCUUUGUUACCUAAUAGCCUCCCUUGGCCUCGAGAUGAUUCUGGCUACGGACAUGAAGCAGCCAGAUCUAGCGCGGAGAGGACAUUCGGCCAGGAGAGCCCACGGCUCACGGCCCCUGCAAAAGGACCAGGGCGGCUCAUCAACAAGGCCCGGAUUGAGCUCCGUCGAGCACAUCGUGCAAGGUGCCCUUAGCUCCAACUGGGCCGGCGCUGUCCUCGGCGCAACCAUUACCGUGCCCACUCCGACUCCAACGGGCAACUCAACCUCAUAUCAAGCCGCCUCGGCCUGGGUCGGCGUCGACGGCGCAACAUACAUAACCGCAAUCCUCCUGAACGAUUACGAGUGGUAUCCGAACUUCGUGCUCUAUUACGACGAGUUCGCCGUCAAUCCGGGUGAUGUUCUUGUUGCAUCGGUCAAUGUGACCUCUCCUAAACGGGGCAUCUGCAUUGUUGAGAACCGGACGAGCGGGCAGUCGGUGACCACUAUUAUAAGCGCGCCUAAGAGCACGGCAACCCUGCAGGGGGUGAAUGCCGAGUAG
Molecule: messenger RNA, 549 nt
Organism: Penicillium subrubescens
Lineage: Eukaryota; Fungi; Ascomycota; Eurotiomycetes; Eurotiales; Aspergillaceae
Exons: 3
Coding region: 1-549 (182 amino acids)
Biological process (GO): proteolysis
Molecular function (GO): glutamic-type endopeptidase activity
Source: RefSeq, a predicted model, not a curated record